AUGCGGAAAAAGAAAACAGCCAGAAAGCGGAGAAAACAAAAGCCAAAGCAAACGCUUCGCCACCGAAAAAUCUGCCAUCAUUUUCGUCCGAGGGCGACGAGGAGAUCCCGAACAACGCGAGAAAUUUGCCAGCUGCAAACAAAUCGCGCACGGUUUGCACUGUCUACGAGGGAAUUCUCUCGAUUUUGUAUAUUUUGUUUCGCUAAAUUCGUUUUGUUCCAUCCAUCUGUCGAGGCUCUCCGACAAGGAAAGGAAAGGAAGUAGCAUACAAAGGGUCUUACAGGUAAAAAAGUGGUGGAAAGUUUGUGUGUUUGUGGAAAAUUUGCGUGCGACGGAAAGCACACGCGUUUUUUCCUGUUCGAAGGACGGAAGCUGCGGCAGCUUGUUUUAGGCUGUUGUCAAGGAAUUCGGAAAGGAUCCACCAGCGGAUUGUAAAGAUGAAUCGCAACAAUGGUCGCCGUGGUCGGGGACGCGGUCGCGGCCGAGGAGGAGCCAACCGUGGCCGUAAUCGCAAUCCAGCCCCACCGGAUUGGGACGAUCUGGGAAUGUUCCGUCCGUCAAGUGACAGCGAUGAUGAUUCCGAUUUGGUUCCGAUCAACGGGCUGCAGUUGCUAAAAGCUCUAAACUACAUGCGGGGUGAUCUGUCAGGAAAGGCACACUGCGGCAUGGGACCGGAUCCGAGCGACGAUCGAACUGAUGAACGAAUUUUCCACACCGAGGAUGGCUAUCCGGUCAAUACGAUUUAUGCCAGCUUCACAAGGAACGCGGAUUCGGUCACGGAAGAGGUGAUCCGCAGCAUAUUCGAACCGUAUGGACCGGUCAAAAGCGUCCGGAUCUACACCAGUCAGGAUAACAACCAGUACGACAAUGACGGUGUGGAGGAAGCAGCGGCGUCCCGUGGACGGGGCCGCGGUCGAGGACGAGGUCGCGGUCGGGGAGGCUAUCGCCGGUAUAAAGAUCGAAUCAUCCGGUACGGAUUUAUCGCGUACGAACGCUGCGAGGAUGCUGCCAAAUGCUUGCAGGAUAAGUUCAAGCUGAAGCAGCGAUGCUACGUGGCUCCCGCCGACAGCUGGCAUCAAGAGGAUUACCUCAAGAAGAAGCAGAAAACGGAACAGGGUGACAAGAAACCAAACGAUUGCAGCGAUGAAGCAGUAGCCGGAACCUCCAAUGGACCAUCAGUGGCACCGAAAGACACAUCCACCGAAGCGGAUCCCAACAGUAGUGUCAAAGCGGAAAGCGGCCAUUCCACGGAGGAAGCGGAACCGGACGGUAUGAAUCUUUUGCAGUUGAACGAUGACUGCUUGCUUCUGAUUUGCGACUAUUUGGAGCUGUUUGAUCUGUUGGCGCUAAGAAAGACCUGCACCAGGCUGGAAGGCAUCACAGCAGAAGCGUUCAAACAGUACAGGAUGCUAGACUUCGACAUCGACCCUAGCGACAAGAAGUAUCUGACCUUGUUAGAUGUUAAAAAUAUCCUCUCGGAAAUUGGAUCGUAUGUGGAGAAUUUGUCGAUUUCUAGCGAUCGCUUCCUGAAGCCCAGCGAUAGAAUUCUCAAACUGAUACCUCGUUAUUGCCCGAAUUUGAUGGAACUGAACAUUAACGAUUUUGCGUUGAACGUCAAGGCACUGAAUGGGUUCGAUGAAGUGUUCAAAUCACUGGAUGGGCUGAGUCUAGUGUCAUGCAACCUGGAGGAUUCGAUUGAGAGGCAUUUGAAGUUGGCGAAAAAGCUGAAGCGGUUGGAUCUCUCAGAGAACAGUGGAAUCACCGGCAACUGUCUGGCUAAUGUUAAAAACCUCAUAUCUCUGGAUCUAGAAGGUUGUCAAAACAUUCAGGGAAAGCCUUUCACCCGAUUCGUAGAACACAAUAAAACUCUAGAAUAUCUAAACAUUACCUGCUGCGGUCGGUUGACUUCCGGAGCGAUCAAGGCCAUCGCGGAGAAAAUGACCGCAUUGGACCACCUGAUUUGCAACAAUCACUAUGAAAGCGUGGAUCCUGCAAGUAUGGCACUGCUAGCCAAAAUGCCAAGUCUGCGAAAAGUUCAGUUCAAAUUCAACGGUUACUCCCCAAUCAAUCAGAUGAUGGAGGGUUUCGCCGAGAUGAACCAACUGGAACACCUGGAUAUGUCGGACGGUAUCUUCACCUCGGUGGAUUACAACGUGCUCAGCAGGCUCACCAAUUUGAAGGAGCUCAAAAUGAACUACAAGCUGGACUUUGGCGAUGAACAUCUGGCGAAAUUGUGCGGCACCGGACGUUUCGUCGAGUUGCACAUUGCCGGCUGUACGAAGAUCACCGACAAACAGCUGAUCGAGUUCAUCCGGAAGAACCCCCAGCUCAAACUGUUGGACAUUUCUUACUGCCAGAUUACCGAGGGGUUGAUCUUUUCGGCGAUCGACAUUCUGAAGGAGCAGGCGGUCGGCUGCAGAGACGGAGGCCGCAAGCUCAAGAUGAUGGUCGGCCAGACCACCAUCUGCCAGGUGAUACUGAAGAACACAUUGGUCGAAGCCAAUCGACACCUGUUGGACAUCUCGUUCGAUAGUACGGAAGGUUUCUAUGGUGGCAUGGAGGACGACGACUUGUACGACGACUUCAUGGACGAUGACGACGACGACGAGGACUUCAUGGGCUAUGAUUAUGACGAUGAAGACGACGUAAUGUGGGGCCUCGAUCAUGACCUAGAUUUUGAGGACGUGUGCCAGUACUUCUACGAUAGCGAUACGGACGACUAUCGAUAUAUGUACUACAUGUAAGCAGGCGGCGGCGCCACCUCGCAGAUUGUUCGUUCCAUGAUGGCCUGCUACGAAACGCGUAUGUAGAAAACAGAGAAAACAAUCAUUCUUCUAAGCCCAACUCCAAGGGCUACUAGGAUGGAAACUUUGUGAUGCGGUUACAGGGGCUAGGAGGGCAGAAUUAAGCUCCCGAAGCAAACUGCACCUCAUUCCCCCGGCUACCCAAAUUUGUGACGCGGAAAUUACUAAUCAACUCGCAAAUCACAGAAUUAGUUCGCUGCGUCCCGGUUACAUUUAAGAAAAGCAACAUUUGUUAUGGUCUUAUCAUCUUAUCAACGGUCUUUUACACCAAGAACAAAAAUGCUUGAGCAGAUAUGCGAUUUUGCUUGAGUAAUCGUUUUUUUUUUAAGUUAUGUUAUUUUGUUGCAUUGAUCCAUAAAUUUAUACCAAAAGAGGGUCCGUUCGUCUUAAAAGAAAAUCCGAUCAAAUGUCAAAAAAAGAGAACGUCAAUCUCAAUACUUUGAGUAUAAAUAAAAUAAAAUUAAAUCAAA
Messenger RNA from Aedes albopictus (Asian tiger mosquito), 3274 nucleotides. RefSeq lists its product as uncharacterized. The transcript is spliced from 5 exons. Bases 438 to 2744 code for a protein of 768 amino acids. Gene Ontology annotation, biological process: SCF-dependent proteasomal ubiquitin-dependent protein catabolic process. Gene Ontology annotation, molecular function: nucleic acid binding; protein binding. The record is from RefSeq and is a predicted model, not a curated record. NCBI's taxonomy places the organism in Eukaryota, Metazoa, Arthropoda, Insecta, Diptera, Culicidae. Gene Ontology annotation, cellular component: SCF ubiquitin ligase complex.